GGAGGCGGAGGAGAAGCGGCGGCGGCGGGGCCUGGCCUGGGCCGGGUCGUCGCGUCUCCGUCUCGUCCCGCAGCGGGGGCAGCGGCCCCGGCGGCCGCAGGUGGAUGCCCGCGGCCCGGCAUGGAGCAGGCGUGCGAAGUGAGCCGGCGCGGCUGCCUCGUCCCGUUCGGCUCGUCGCUGUCGGCCGAGGCCAAGGGCGGCCCCGAGCCUCCCGCCAUGCAGCUGGCGGCCGCCAAACCCGCCGUGUUCGGGCAGGACCCCUCGUCCUGCUACAUCCCGCUGCGCCGGCUGCAGGACCUCGCCUCCAUGAUCAGCGCCGAGUACCUGGACGGCGCCGAGGCGCUGCCUGACCCCGGCUCGCCGCCCGCCCGCCUCCCCGCCGCGCGGGACCCGCUGCUGCUGCGCGACGGCGACGACGACGAGGAGGAGGAGGAGGACGACGACGAGGAGGAGGAGGAAGGCGCUGAGACGCCGGAGGAGGACGAGGAAGAAGAGGAGGACGAGGAGGAGGCCGGGGAGCAGGCGGAGGCCUCGUCCGCGCUGCAGCUCAUCCAAGCCAAGAAGAAACCUACUCCAGUGAAGUAUGAAGUUGGGGAUCUUGUUUGGGCCAAGUUCAACAGACGCCCAUGGUGGCCAUGCACAAUUUGUCAUGACCCAGUGCUGGACUGUCACUCAAAAAUGAAAGUUUCCAAUCGGAGGCCAUACCGUGAGUACUAUGUGGAUGCCUUAGGAGAGCCUUCGGAGAAAACCUGGGUUGCUGGGAAAGCUAUUGUCCUCUUUGAAGGAAGACAUCAGUUUGAAGAGCUGCCUGUUCUUUGGAGAAGAGGAAGCCAAAAGGAAAAGAGCUACAAACCUAAGGUUCCUCAAAGGUUUAUGGCUAAAUGGGAAGUCAGUGUUGGACAAGCAGAAGAUCUUCUUCUUGGAGGGCCAGAGGAUCAAAAGUGCAGCCAGAACUUCAGCGAACUGGGCAGCGAGAAGAAAGUACAGUCGGAAUACUAUGCCAAUGGCCCUGGAGCAGAAAGGGACAGGCAGCUGAAUGGCUGUUUUAAAUCUUUAGCAUUUGAGUCCAGACACCGAGACAGUGAAAAAGGAAAAUUGCACAUUAAACCACAUGUGAAAAAGAGCUCCGACAGCAGAAAAAGGACUAGAGUAAAAAAGAGUGGCGCAAGAGGGGAAGCAUCUAGGGGAGAAAUCAGAGAAAAGACGCCAGAAGGCAUAGUUAGAAACAUGAUUGUUGGGGACCUACCAGAUAAACACGCAUCUCAUGAACUUCGCAGGAUUGCCAACAGCAUAACAGGAUCCAGUAGCACCAGGGAAAACCAUUUGCUUUCCUCCUUUGGAGAAAGACGUUUUGAAAAGACACCUUUGAAACCAGACUAUGAGAAUCGUAAAAAUGUUGCUCUGAAGAACAAGCUCCAAGCAGAUUUGUUUUCCAGUGCAUCUUUGGAGAGAGAGAAGAGCUCCCUGGGCAUUCUGUGUAGUUCCAAAUUACAAAUACACUAUUCUGCGUCUGAUGCUGGUAUUGAGAAAAAGCAAACUGAAUUGGAUUCAUCCUCUUCCCUCUCAGAUGGUGGGAACAGUGAUGUAGAUGCCAUGGACCAAAGUUCAGAGAGAGCCUCUAGUGCUUUUGAAGUUAGUGAUUCUUCAGAUAAAAUGGAGAAGGAAUUUCCUAUGACGUCAAGUGGAAACAUUAAGCUUUCCAUGUAUCUUUCUCAGAAGAGCAAUAGAAGGGCCAGAAAGAAAUCAUACAGAGAUCGUAAACCUCUGGGAGGUUCAGUAACCGGCAGACUUGAUGCUGCAUUUGCAGAUCGGGCGCUUGAAGUAGGCUUCUCUGAUGCCGAGAUGUCAUUGACGGCUCUUCAGUGUUCUCCAGACAUGAGAAAUGACAAUCUUGCCCUAGCAAACAAGCACACUACUUCCCGAAGUGUUUCCAAGGACAGCUCCUGGCCUACCGUUGCAAAUCAAGCAAUCUUAAAACCGAAAAGCAUGAAGUUGCCCCGAAUCAGGGGUAUAAAAUGCAAACAUAAAGAAAAAGUUGCUGAGUUGGAGCCUUCUCUUGCAGAAGAGGAGGGUGAUGUGAACCGCUGCUCUUCUGAUACCAAAGGUUUCUCUGGCCUUCAGAGAGAUUCUCUUCAGAGAAGUGGAAAAGUUGAUGGUCAGAAACUGUUAAACAACACGCAUGAGAAACCCAGGGAUUCUGCUGAAAUAGAAACGGCCGUGGUGAAACACGUCUUGUCAGAACUGAAGGAGCUGUCCUAUCGGUCCAUGAACGAUGAUGCUGGUGACUCUGCCGCGCCAAAGGCCACAGUACCCUUGCUUUUCUCUUCCACCUCUGGUCAUGGUCGUUUGCCUAUUGAGCCUGACUACAAGUUCAGCACCUUGUUAAUGAUGUUGAAGGAUAUGCAUGACAGUAAGACAAAAGAGCAGCAACUGAUGACUGGUCAAAAUAUUGUCCCACUUCGAAAUACCAGCACAGCUGAUGGGUCUGGAAGUAAUUCUGCAAGUGGUCUGAAGUCCUUGUCUAUUGUACGUCCCCCAUACAAAAUAGAAAAAAAUGGAGAUUGUGUCCAGGAAACAGUAAAUCCAAACUCCACUAUAAGCAACUCCUCCUUGUCACACAAUCCUCCAACCAAGUUGACGGGGAUUGGUACUGGUAAAAGGGAGCCUGCGAGUGCUGCUGUUUCUGGGACAAACGGCACGAAUUGUGUGCCCAAACGCAACUGUUCAAAAUCUAAGCAGUCAUCAAAGCUUGGAGAUAAAACAGUUUCAAACAGAAAGGACUUAAAACCAGGAGGGCCAAGUAAGUUGCUAAGUCGGUUAUCCAGAGAUUCAGGAGAACAUGCAUUCCGCGUUCACGGUUCAGUUACCAGUCCUCUAGGUAAUGAGGCAGAAGAUGCUGAGAGCAAAGUGUGUGUUGAUUUAACAGAACAUUCAACUGAUGAAGACUCUGCCUGUUUAUCUGAUGACAAUUUAGAUCGUGUUGGAAGGAGACCCGAAGCUGGUAGAAAUAUUGAGAGCUGCACUUCUGCUGAAAAUGGGGAGAGUCCAGACUUGGAUUCAGAGGCAAAUAGUGAGGGCUCUCUUGGUGAUGAGUCUAAUGAUCUAAAUCACGUAGCACCCAAAAAGCGAUGGCAGCGUUUUAACCAAAGCAGUGCUAGAUCUAAUAAGCACAUCGGUAGAUCUAGGGAACAAGGAAACUUGGAGAGUGCCUUUGGCCUGAAGUCUCGUGGCUUUUCACGGAAGGGAAAUGAGUGCUUGGGACGUAGGCAUUCCCCUCAUUCCAAGGUGCUUGAGGGAGACCUGACAGAUCAGGACUAUAAGAAUCAUGUAGACUUAGUUGGGAAACGUUUGAAUGUAUGUGGUAAGCCAAACAACAGUGUGAUGGACUCAGAAACAAAGCUUGACAACUUUGCUCCCCAGUCUGAAUUCUCUGCACAAGUACAUUCAGAGAGGAAACGACUUAGAAAGCCAAGUAAACGGCUUCUGGAAUAUGCAGAAGAAUAUGAUCACUUAUUUGCACCCAAGAAAAAAUCAAAGAAGGUCCAGGAGCAAUUGCCAAAGGUGAAUUCCGUGGCAAGGUCUGAAUUUGGAGGAGGUCUUCCUGCACAAGGUAGUCCUGACAGAGGUACCCAGCAGAAGCCAAGUCCUUUGGUUUCAACUCCAUCUUCAACCAAAGAGUCCCCUCCUGUCCUUGAAGCAGAGUGCUCCUUCUCAGAACUGGGAUCCCAUUCCACUGAUCCCACUGAUCAACUUCUAGAAGGACCUGCAGAUUUUCCAGAGCUGGUGCUGUCUUCCUCUGAUGUUUCUGAAGUUGCUGCUUCUCCAGAUGCAGAAGAGAGAUUCCUGAAAUCAGGAAACUUUGAAAGCAAGCGUCAAAGGAAGCCCACUAAAAAGCUCUUGGAAUCCAAUGAUUUGGACACUGCCUUUAUGCCAAAGAAGGAGGAGUGGACUCCCCCAAAGAAGGGCACUGGCCCUUCCGAGAGUGACAGCUCUGAGCUCUACUCACCAGCCCACUUCUCGGACCUGGGAGAAGCUUCUGAAAAACUCUUGGAGAAGCAACGGAAGCGGAAGAGGCAGCGCCAUACCUCUGCUGCAGUGCAUUCCAAGAAGGAGAGAAAUCGGGAGGGGCUGGGGGAAACUCUACAUUCUGAGGGGGAGACGUCGGUUCAUGGGUCUGCUGCAAGCCCCAAAGAGGCUAAUGAAGAGCGGUCAGAGAACGACCAUGGAGUGCCUUCGUCCAAAAGGAUACAGGGGGAGCGUGGAGGAGGAGCAGCUCUCAAGGAAAACGUGUGUCAGAUCUGUGAAAAGCCAGGGGAGCUGUUGCUGUGUGAGGCGCAGUGCUGUGGUGCUUUCCACCUGCAGUGCCUUGGGCUCUCUGAGAUGCCAAAGGGCAAAUUCAUCUGCAAUGAGUGUUCCACAGGUGUCCAUACCUGCUUUGUGUGCAAGAGCUGUGGAGAAGAUGUGAAACGGUGCUUGCUGCCCCUCUGUGGGAAGUAUUACCACGAAGCGUGCAUACAGAAGUACCCACCCACAGUCAUGCAGAACAAGGGCUUCCGAUGUUCCCUGCACAUCUGCAUGACUUGUCACGCUGCUAACCCGGCAAACAUCUCUGCAUCUAAAGGUCGUUUGAUGCGCUGUGUGCGAUGUCCGGUUGCGUACCACUCCAAUGACUUCUGCCUCGCUGCUGGGUCCGUGGUCCUCGCCUCCAACAGCAUCAUCUGCCCUAAUCACUUCACUGCACGGAGGGGCUGCCGCAACCAUGAGCACGUCAAUGUCAGCUGGUGCUUUGUCUGCUCAGAAGGGGGCAGCCUUUUAUGCUGUGAGUCGUGCCCGGCUGCGUUUCACCGUGAGUGUCUAAACAUUGAGAUGCCAGAGGGAAGCUGGUAUUGUAAUGACUGCAAGGCAGGCAAAAAGCCACACUACAAGGAAGUAGUCUGGGUGAAAGUUGGGCGCUACAGGUGGUGGCCAGCUGAGAUUUGCCAUCCUAGGACAAUUCCUGUCAACAUCCAGAAAAUGAAACAUGACAUCGGUGAGUUCCCUGUGCUGUUCUUUGGCUCCAAGGAUUACCUAUGGACCCACCAGGCCCGCGUGUUCCCUUACAUGGAAGGUGAUGUCAGCAGCAAAGACAAGAUGGGAAAGGGCGUGGAUGGCAUAUACAAGAAAGCUCUUCAGGAAGCUGCAGUAAGAUUUGAAGAACUGAAGGCACAGAAAGAAUUGAGACAGCUUCAGGAAGACAAAAAGAAUGACAAGAAACCUCCUCCCUACAAACACAUCAAGGUGAACCGGCCGGUGGGCAAGGUGCAGAUCUUCACUGCAGACCUGUCCGAAAUACCGCGUUGCAACUGCAAGCCAACAGAUGAAAACCCAUGCGGCCUGGACUCCGAAUGCAUCAAUCGCAUGUUGCUCUAUGAAUGCCAUCCCAUGGUCUGCCCUGCUGGGGAGCGCUGCCAAAACCAGUGCUUCUCCAAGAGGCAGUAUCCUGAGGUGCAAAUUUUCCGCACACUGGCACGAGGCUGGGGCUUGCAAGCUAAAACAGACAUCAGAAAGGGUGAAUUUGUCAAUGAGUAUGUUGGGGAGCUAAUUGAUGAGGAGGAGUGCCGAGCCCGAAUCCGCUAUGCUCAGGAACACGACAUCACCAAUUUCUACAUGUUGACACUGGAUAAGGAUCGAAUCAUUGAUGCUGGGCCAAAGGGCAAUUACGCUCGGUUCAUGAACCAUUGCUGCCAGCCAAACUGUGAGACUCAGAAAUGGUGUGUGAAUGGCGAUACUCGGGUUGGGCUCUUCGCAAUUGUAAAUAUCAAAGCUGGGACUGAGCUGACUUUCAACUACAACCUGGAGUGCCUAGGAAAUGGAAAGACGGUUUGUAAAUGUGGUGCCCCAAAUUGCAGUGGCUUCCUAGGAGUUCGGCCAAAGAGCCAACCCAGCCUCACCGAGGAAAAGUCCAAGAAGCUAAAGAGACGUCCGCAGAUGAAGCGCAGGUCGCAGGCGGAGGUGAUGAAGGAGCGAGAGGACGAGUGUUUCAGCUGUGGGGACGGAGGGCAGCUAGUUUCUUGUAAGAAGCCAGGCUGCCCCAAGGUAUACCACGCGGACUGCCUCAACCUGACCAAGAGACCUGCAGGAAAAUGGGAGUGCCCAUGGCAUCAGUGUGAUAUGUGUGGUAAGGAAGCGGCUUCCUUCUGUGAGAUGUGCCCCAAGUCCUUCUGCAAGCAGCACCGGGAAGGCAUGCUCUUCAUCUCCAAGCUGGAUGGACGUUUAUGCUGCACAGAGCACGAUCCCUGUGGGCCUAACCCUCUGGAGCCGGGAGAAAUUCGUGAGUAUGCGCCUCCCAUAGAAGCCCUGGCUAACGAUGAGGACACCCAGCCACCAGAACAGCCGCCUGCAGACACAGACCUGAGUGUUCAGCCUCUGGAGAGCCUACCUCAGUCUGUGGCCCUCAGACUGCAGUCACCAGAAAAGCCUCCCACUACUGUGGCGCUGAGGCUGCCACCGUCAGACAAGCCCCCUACCACCCUUGCCCUGAGGCUGGAGCCAUCAAACAAGCCCCCUACCACCCUGGCCCUCAGGCUGCCUCCACCAGACAAACCGCCCGCUGCCCUGGCACUCAGACUGCCACCAUCAAAUAAACCCCCCACCACCUUGUCACUGAGGCUGAAGCCAUCCAGCAACCCCCCCACCACCCUCUCACUCCGGCUGCAGCCUUCGGACAAACCUCCCACCACCCUGUCGCUCCGCCUGCAGCCAUCAGACAAACCCCAGGCUGCCUUGUCCCUACGGCUGCAGUCAGAGAAACAGCCCAUCAUUGUAGCGCUGAGGCCGCAGCAGCCCGACAGGCCUCCCAGCAACGAGGUGCUGUGGCCACUGGAUGAGUCCUCCAGUGAUGCCUCGCAGCCUCACCUGCCGAGCAAAUCUCCGGGAACUCUGCAGUUGUCAGAUGAGUCGCUUGUUACUGCGGGUGCCCUGCAGCUCCAGCUGUCGGACGAGCCUUCUGCCGCCCCCGGGGUUUUGGGGUUAUCGGACAAUUCUCUCAUUGACACUAGGACCCAGCAACCUGAGCUGCUGGAUGAGUUCCCGACGGAAUGCCUGCCUCCUCAACUGUCAGAGAGACUUCUCGUAACAGCAGGGACCCUGCAGCCCCAGCUGGUGGAUGAGCCUCCUGCAGACAACCAGCCUCAGCCAUUGGACAAAGCUUCUGCCCAGAGUCCACAGCUUCGGUCUGUGGAAAAGGCUCCCAGCAAUGUGGUACCACAGAUCCCAGCAUCAGAAAUGGCUCUGGGCCCUGGGGUGCUGUGGCCUCUACCUGUCGAAAAAGUCCCUGGCUCCACGGUCCCACGGAUCCUGCUCUCGGAGAAGGCUGCUGAACCAGCUGUGUCACGGCCCCUGCCUCCAGAUAAGGCUUCCUUCUCUGGGGCAGUGCAGGUCCCAGCUGCAGAGAAGGCCCCCAGCUCUGGGACACCCCGUCCUCUGCCUCCAGAGAAGGCUCCUGCCUCGGGUAUGCUGCGGAUCCUGCCCACAGAGAAGGCUUCCAGCGUAGGGGCGCUGCGGCCCCUGCCUCCGGAGAAGGCCCCUGGCUCCUGGUCACCACACGUGAGUGGCUCAGGGGCCCUGCGGAUCCCACUCAUGCAGAAGGCGCUCACCCCUGGGGUGCUGCGGCCCUUGCCUCCAGAGAAGGCUGCUGACUCAGGAGCCCUGCGGGUCCUGCCUCUGGAGAAGGCUCUUGGCUCCGGGGCAGCCCGAUCUCUGCUCUUGGAGAGGCCUCUCACUGUUACAGCGCCGUGGCCUCAAGCAUCGGACAAGCUGGCUGCUGCUGUAGCUCCUCGGCCUCAAGCCUUGGAGAAGCCUCCGGCUGCGUCGGCUCCAAGGCUAUUGUUGUCAGAGAAGGCAUUGCGGCCCGUUGACCAGAACGCUCAGCCAAAGGAGAGAGCAGCCCUGGCCAUGGAGCUGAGUCCCCAGCAGAAAGAGAGGACCAUGUUAGCUGGCGAGCAAAUCUCUUGGUCUGCUGGGAAGGCGGUGACACAUGUCGGACAGGUACCUUGGCCUACGGAGAAACUACAGACACAUGAGCAAACCCACUGGCCCACUGCAAAAGCCCUGGCAGCUACAGAGCAGUCUCCCCGGACAGCAGAGAAACUACCAGAGCCAACCCUUCAGCCCAGCUGGGAAGUGGCCUCAGCGCCCACAGAGCAAACCCCUUGGACAUCGGAGAGAUUGCGUGCGUUCGAGCAGACCCCUCGGCCGGCCAGGGAAGCGCCAGCACCCCCGGAGCAGAUGCAGUGGCUUGUCACAAACAUACAGACAAUUGACCAGAUUUCUUGGCUGAGCGGAAAAGCACAGACUCCUCGGGGGCAGGACCCUUUGCCUGAACAAAACACAGCGCUAGCCCGUACCCAGGAUUCUGUCUGUCGUGAGUUGGCUGACUCAGAGCCAAAGUGAGGUCGGUGAAUAUGGGAGGCAGGUUUCAGUCUUUUAAUGUUUAGGGAGGGGGAAUCUUUGUUUUGGUUUUUUUAUUCACUUCCCUGAGCCCAGGCCCUAACCCAUGCACAUCCCAUCCAUAUUCUCUCGUGACAUGAGCAAGGACAUUCACUUAAGUCUGAGUGUGGCCCAGUCGAAGGGAGAGAGCAUCUGUGACCUUUUCCUCUUCCUUUUACAAAUGGUAAAGCUGAAAUAAAGAGUCCACUCUGGGUAAAAAUCUCCAGUUCCAUUGAAAUGGUCACAUUGCUAAUCCAGUGUGUUUGAUCUCCAGGUCUGAUUCCUAGAGAGGUUCCAAGGUACAGCCAGGGGCCUCACUCUUGUUUCUGUGUUUAGAGGAAGCAGAUCAGCCAGGCUGCCCUGGAACUAGAGAUGUUUCAGGGAUCAGGCAGCAAGCAGUCAGAUGCACGCCCUUGCCGGGCUCUGUGGAAGCAGGGAACAGGUUUGUCUGUUGUCUGCCGAGGUCUCUGUCUGUGCAGGGUGUUGCUGUGUGACGUUCGUCCAUACGUUCGCUGGGACGUGCUGCGUGUAUGGUUCACUGAAGGACAGCUAAUCGUCUCCAGCUGAGCUGGGAGAACAGCCCGCUGCACUUGCUCAGUGCAGUUUUCUCCAGCAACAGGCAAUAUCCAUUUAGGCUCCUUUCUACAGAGCUGCAACUGGCCAGGCCCAAGAAGCAGGGAAUCUGAAGGAGGUCAGGGAAAAGGAGAGAUCUCGGAAGAAGCCAUCUGGCAGAUUUUUCAUUCUUGUGUCGUAAUCCUUGAGCACAGGACACGCAGAGGGUUUCCUGCACUUGAAAACGUUGUGACCUAUAAAGCAGCAAUAGCAGAGCAGGGCAGAGUGGAUUUCCCGAAGGUGCUGAGCACCACCCUGGCAGGGUGGUGGUGUCCUCUUUCCAAUUUCCAUCCAGUCUCUUCUUGAUUUCUGUUGUUACCUUGAGCCAGCAGAUUGAGCAGUCUUUUCUCCCCUUGCCUCAGACCUGUGUGCGUCAUACCUUGGGUUCCCAGCAGCAGGACACGCAGCCAAGCUGUGAGUGAAGCCUGUACCGUUUGCUGCGCAGCACAAAGGCAAGGGUGCUGUAGCUGUACCAGGACCCAUCUCGACUCCUUCCUCUUCGUAGCGUCUAGCUUAACUCUUGUGCAACCAAAGGAGACUUGAAUUAACUGGACUGUGUUGGUGUGCGUGCGUGUGUGCGCGUGCGUGUGUGCGUGCGUGCGUGUGUCCUUCCAACUGAAUAGUAGUUCUCACACUGGAACACGGUGGGCUCCAGCAGCUGGCUGGCUUUCCUUCUUUGCUCUUCUCCCUUUUCCAGUGAAGAAGGUGUUAAGUACCUGGUGAUGGUCAGGCUGUGUACAGGCCUGCUGAAAGCAGUUUACUGAAGCAAUGAGGCAGAAGUUUGCUUGGCCAUGGUACUCCCAGGGCAAGUGAUAGAUUCCCAGGGACCUGCAGAGUGGUGUCUUGUGACUGCUGGCACCCUCGCAGGAAGGAGGAUGGUUGUCCCUGGGCAGUGCUGCCCGGGCUGGAAGGGGUUGGUAUCCUGCCAAGGAAGCGCUGCUGACCAGCACACUUUCCUCCUCUCACAACUCGUUACCUCUGUGGUUUGCCUGAUCUCUGUUGAUCCAGAUGCCGCAGUCUUGGAUCUCCGUACCCACCACCGGACCCUUGCGCACCUCCAGUGUUUCCUUCUCCUUCCAUGCAGAUCCGCAGGCCCCUCCCUGGUAAAGGAAUCGUUCAGCUUCAGGCUGACCCUGUCCCGCUGAUGUGGGAGCAGGUCAUUGUUCCCACUGGCUUGCAGGUGCUUGCUGCUCCUAGAGCAGACGGUCCUGAGCUUUGCGGUUUUCUGUGAAGGGAGACAGACACUUGUACUGAGACUAAUCCCGAUCCAUUCUCCUUCCCUGAUCUACACACCCUGAGACAACGCCUUGCUGUCAAGUCUGGGUGUGCUAGGCACGAGGGGACGUUUCCAGUGCUGUGGUGCAUCUCUUCUCUAGUCCAAAUCAUUUCAGAUCCUUUGUAGAAUAGCUAGCGACUCAAAAAGCUUUACAGCUGGUGGAAACUUACUGUUUAGUGUUGUUUUUUUUCUGGGAAGACUGGCAAGUCAGUUCCUGCUUGCUGCUGAAACUGGGGAAAUGCAAGCAGCUUGUGUUUCUGCGUGACUCCUGCACAAAGGGAAUCGGGACAACUCCUCAGAGCCAUUGAGAGAGAAGAUAAUCUAAGGGCAUUCAUUAACUUUUUUUAAGCAAGAUAAAAAAGAAUGAUAAUGAGGUUCAUUAUAUUCAGUAUUUAUCAUGUGUGCAAAGGAAAAUAAAUCGUGAAUUUACCUUUAUAGACCUUCCCAUGAGCUGGACAUAGUCAUGUAGAUUGCAUAAGUAGGGUUCCCUCCAUGCCAGCCACCCGGCCAGCUGCAGCUGUGUAACCAGAAAGGUCCCUGCCCUGCUCUGCCCACCUCCGCUUCGCUUUGUCACGUGUGAACUAGUUACUUGUCUCAUGAAAAAUAAACUGUGAAUAUUUUUGGUGCAGGCUUUUUUAAAUCUGUAAAAUGGAGAAGUUCUCAGUGAAUUCUCAUUAAGUGCAGGUUUGAAAAAAAUCACUUCUGUAGAUCAUGUGCUCACAUAAUGAGGUGAGGUUGACGGCAGCAGCCUUUCACACCGCAAGCUUCACUCAAAAGCUUGUUUAGAACAGUGAACGUGGAUUGAACAAUUGCAUGGCAUUUCAAUCCUACAGCCUUAUUCCUUGCAUCUGACCGUACCCCACCUCUCUUCUCAUCUCCCUUCAUGUUUUUUCCACAAGGAUCCAGGUUUCUGACUUUCCUACUUUCCAGCUACGUGGUGGGAAGUUGCCUUCAGUGUAUCUAGGAGGCUGCUCAGUAAAGCUGGUGUUUGGAGGUGCCGUUGAAGGAGAAAGCCAGCAAGCUGCUCUUCCCUCCUGCCACGCUGAGCCCCUGGGUGACCCUCUGUCACAUCAGGAGGGCUUUUCAGACAUACGUGGGGCGUGGAGAGGGAAUAGUGGUGCUGUUAGGAAUGGUGGGCUGUACUGGGUCACCUCAGCGAGGCUGGCAAGGCCUGCCCAGGUGUGGAGAUGUGGAGAUGGUUCCUGGCAGCCCUGCC
Cuculus canorus (common cuckoo) is the source of this 11570-nucleotide messenger RNA. It is a transcript of the gene NSD1, whose product is annotated as nuclear receptor binding SET domain protein 1. The transcript is spliced from 23 exons. Gene Ontology annotation, molecular function: histone H3K36 methyltransferase activity; protein binding. The record is from RefSeq and is a predicted model, not a curated record. Lineage: Eukaryota; Metazoa; Chordata; Aves; Cuculiformes; Cuculidae. Gene Ontology annotation, cellular component: nucleus; chromatin. Gene Ontology annotation, biological process: regulation of DNA-templated transcription. Bases 121 to 8430 code for a protein of 2769 amino acids.